Messenger RNA from Aspergillus nomiae NRRL 13137, 848 nucleotides. It is a transcript of the gene hhtA, whose product is annotated as histone H3. NCBI's taxonomy places the organism in Eukaryota, Fungi, Ascomycota, Eurotiomycetes, Eurotiales, Aspergillaceae. Gene Ontology annotation, molecular function: structural constituent of chromatin; protein heterodimerization activity; DNA binding. The record is from RefSeq and is a predicted model, not a curated record. The transcript is spliced from 3 exons. Gene Ontology annotation, biological process: rRNA transcription. Gene Ontology annotation, cellular component: nucleosome. The coding region runs from base 101 to 511 and encodes 136 amino acids.
UUCAUCUCCUCAUCCGCCAACACUUUAUCAUCGACAACCAUCGACUUUUAUCUAUUUUCAUCUCAAAGUCGACUAAUCCCAUCAAACCUUAUCUCUAAAGAUGGCCAGAACUAAGCAGACUGCCCGUAAGUCCACUGGUGGCAAGGCCCCUCGUAAGCAGCUCGCCUCCAAGGCCGCCCGUAAGGCUGCUCCCUCCACCGGAGGUGUCAAGAAGCCUCACCGUUACAAGCCUGGUACCGUCGCUCUCCGUGAGAUCCGUCGCUACCAGAAGUCCACUGAGCUUCUGAUCCGCAAGCUCCCCUUCCAGCGUCUGGUCCGUGAAAUUGCCCAGGACUUCAAGUCCGACCUUCGCUUCCAGUCCUCUGCCAUCGGUGCUCUUCAGGAGUCCGUUGAGGCCUACCUCGUCUCUCUCUUCGAGGACACCAACCUCUGCGCUAUCCACGCCAAGCGUGUCACCAUCCAGUCCAAGGACAUCCAGCUCGCCCGCCGUCUCCGUGGUGAGCGCUCUUAGAUUAUUCUCUAAUGAGUCCGGUUUUUCUGGUUGUCUCUGGGUAGGCGAUUAGGGGUUUUAUUUCUUUUUCACGACUGGCGAUACAUGAUGGGUUCUGUUUUUUCAUUUGCGAAUAUCAAUGGGUUUCGGCACUGGGAUUAGUUUUCGUUUUGCUGCACAAUAAAUAGUAGGCUGUCGACGACGCGGCUGAAUGGAUUGGAUCUCAUGGGAUGCAUCCGAGUAUGUACAUUAAGAAAUUUUACUUGACCAAGUGGUAUUCUCCGUGAAUUGCCACCGGAUGGCAUAGAUUCGAAAUGCAGAUUCUAUGACGAAUAAUCCAAUUCAUUCCUGUCGUGAC